Asparagus officinalis (garden asparagus) is the source of this 989-nucleotide messenger RNA. RefSeq lists its product as uncharacterized. The transcript is spliced from 3 exons. The coding region runs from base 1 to 963 and encodes 320 amino acids. The record is from RefSeq and is a predicted model, not a curated record. Lineage: Eukaryota; Viridiplantae; Streptophyta; Magnoliopsida; Asparagales; Asparagaceae.
AUGGACGAACAUCUCGAUGCUGAUAACCCUCCCGUUGACCAGAAUGUUGGGGGCGGCCCCACUGAGAAUAACGACGCCGGGGGUAGUCCCACUAAUGCUGAUAACACUAGGGGUGGUCCCAAUGCAGAUAAACUAGAAUUGACUAAGGUAUUGAAGAAAGCUACAAUGGAUGAUAGAACAGUCAUAAUCACAGUACUAAACGAAGCAUGGGCACUGCCCGGGUCAAUCUUCGAUCUUUUUCUUGAGAGUUUCCACAUUGGUGAGCAAACAGAAAAGCUUCUGAAUCAUUUGGUGGUUGUGGCAAGGGAUCCUAAGGCAUUUAGACGGUGCAAAUUGAUUCAUAAGUAUUGCUUCUUGGUUCAGACUCAAGCCACAGAUUUUUCGGGGGAGAAGAGCCAUGAUUAUUUGAAGUUUAGGAGUCUUGAACUUCUCACAUCUGUUCUAGACCUUGGAUAUAAUUUUAUAUAUACGGAUACAGAUAUUAUGUGGUUAAGAAACCCUAUAUCCCACUUCUCCAAUGAAGCACAAAUAACGAUAGCAAGUGAUUACUUCUGCGGCAAUUCUUCGGAUCAACGUAAUCAAGCUAUUUGCGGAUUUCUUUAUGUGAAGUCAAAUGGUCAAACAAUUGAAUUUUUCAAGUAUUGGAUAAUGUCAAGAACGGUUUAUCCUAACAAAAAUGAGCAGCAAAUAUUCAACAUCAUCAAGCAAGACGGGUACGCCACACGAUUAGCACUGGAGGUGAGAUUUUUAGAUACAACUCAUUUUGGCGGUUUGUGUUACCCUAACAAAGAUUUGAGUAAAGUUUGCACAGUACAUGCAAAUUGUUGCGUUGGUGUCAAAAGAAAAAUACAUGAUUUGAAAAUCUUUCUUGAGGAUUGGAAAAAUUAUACGAGUCGACCAGAAGCAGAGAGAAAACGGAGCGGUAUCUCUUGGAGAGUUCCUGAUAAGUGUAAGUUGUCUUAGUCUGUUACGUGAGAACUGAGAAGAAA